Molecule: messenger RNA, 2343 nt
Organism: Cuculus canorus (common cuckoo)
Lineage: Eukaryota; Metazoa; Chordata; Aves; Cuculiformes; Cuculidae
Gene: RYBP
Product: RING1 and YY1 binding protein
Exons: 5
Coding region: 181-867 (228 amino acids)
Biological process (GO): positive regulation of DNA-templated transcription
Cellular component (GO): nucleus
Molecular function (GO): transcription coregulator activity; DNA binding
Source: RefSeq, a predicted model, not a curated record
GGGAGGAGGAGGGAGAGGGAAGGAGGGCGGGCGCCGGGCUGCGCUGCGCUGCUGGUCUGGAGCGGAGCCUGGCAGCAGCGGCGGGUGCGGAGCCGCCGGAGCCUGCUGGACGGAGGCAGCCGCGUCCCCUCCCCUUCGCCUCUUUCUUUGUGCGCAGGGCAGGGGCGGCCGCCGCCAUCCAUGGUCAUGGGCGACAAGAAGAGCCCGACCAGGCCGAAAAGGCAAGCCAAACCUGCAGCCGACGAAGGCUUUUGGGAUUGUAGCGUGUGCACCUUCAGGAACAGCGCCGAAGCCUUCAAAUGCAGCAUCUGCGAUGUCAGGAAAGGCACCUCCACCAGAAAACCUAGAAUAAACUCUCAGUUGGUGGCACAACAAGUUGCCCAGCAAUAUGCAACCCCACCACCACCUAAGAAGGAGAAGAAGGAGAAAGUGGAAAAACAAGACAAAGAAAAACCUGACAAAGAGAAAGAGAUUAGUCCAAGUGUUACAAAGAAGAACACUAACAAGAAGACUAAACCAAAGUCAGAUAUUGUGAAAGAUCCUCCUAGCGAAGCAAACAGUAUACAGUCUGGGAAUACUACAACAAAGACCAGCGACUCAAAUCACACUUCAAGACCCAGACUGAAAAAUGUGGACAGAAGUACCGCACAGCAGCUGGCAGUCACAGUGGGGAAUGUCACAGUAAUUAUCACAGACUUUAAAGAAAAGACUCGUUCUUCUUCCACGUCGUCUUCUACAGUGACCUCCAGUGCAGGAUCAGAACAACAGAAUCAGAGCAGCUCGGGCUCUGAGAGCACAGACAAGGGCUCGUCCCGUUCCUCCACGCCAAAGGGGGACAUGUCAGCAGUCAACGAUGAAUCUUUCUGAAAAUUGCACAUGGAGUUGUGGAAACUAUGAAUCAGGGUAUGAAAUUCAAACACUCCACCUGCCCGCGCUGUUCAAAUCCUGGAGACCCUCUUCUGUGCUUGAACACACACUUUCUUGGACAUCGACCUCUUAGUGAUGCAACCAGGAUAACUUCUGCUUGCUGUGGGCAUCUGGCCACCAAGGAAUUUCUCACCCUAACGAUUACUCUUGACACUUUUAUGUAUUCCAUUGUUUUAUAUGAUUUUCCUAACAAUCAUUUAUAAUUGGAUGUGCUCCUGAAUCUACUUUUUUAUAAUAUCUGCUGUGCACAAUUUUCCAUGAACAUUACAACUUUUUGUUUUGGGGCAGGGAGCGGGUGGGGAGGGAAGGGGGCUUUAUUUAUUGCAUUCACAAACUCCAUUCUCUUUCAACAUAUCCUUUUUAAGUUCAGUUCUUCUUCCAGUUAUACUGUGUACUAUCAGUUUUGAUAUAAAUUAUAUAUAAAUAUAUAUAUAAAUAAAUAUAUAUAAAGGGUUAUUUGAAACCAAUACAUGGAAACGCUGGUGCUUGAAACACUGUGAAGUGAAAAAAAAAAAAAAAAGAACAGUUCAAGAUCUGGGACAGUCCCCUUCUGUGAAAGUACUGAAACUGAAAUGGAACUGGUCUUAGGUGAAAAAUGUUCCUGAAGGUUUGAACCUGGAUGUGACCUAUUGUUCCUUCCCCGUUUCUUCCUUAAGCAAUGGCUAAAACGUACUGGACACACAGUUUUGAUUUUUAUAGCUUGGGAUCUGAAAUGAGCAAAGAUUGCUCCAGGUAGCUUGUGGUUCCACUAGGGUAACUCAGAUUGAUAAUGUGCAAAGUCGUGCCCAACUGGACCAUAAGCAUUCAUAACCAGACUGGUGUUUGGCAUGCCACGGAUUCGUGUGUUUUGGUACUGUGAGCAUUGCUCUGUCAUGCAUAGCCAAUCCCACAGACAUUUGAUGUUCUUAGAUUUACUCAAUUUCGUCCACCUGUAUCAGUGACGGAGGUAACUUUAGAACUGGAGUAUUUGCCUUUGGGUUGGAAGGCAGCUGGGAGCCGUUGUGGGUUGAGGGUGCAAGCUGGUGCUUGUUCCAGCUGGUGGCACCAUGAGUCAGUCAUCAUCAGCCCCCUUUGCUCUGUCCCCUCUGUGCUGAUGGGGUGGCUCUUCUUGAAGUCCCAUCUGUAUUCCAUGAGUAGGUUCUGAAUAGCAUCUCCAGUGAUGAUGUUGGUCUUGUCAGUGUUUGGAUGCUUCUGGGUCUCCUGCUGUGGGAGCAAAAGUAGGGAAAAACUUUUCAUGCUGGCAAGUGAGGGACGUGUGGCUCAUGCUCAUGACCAGCAUCUCCUUCGUUCUUGCUCUAAAGCUAUCCAGACUGUAAUUUCUUUUUCUGGUCUGUUAGUGUUGCUUUACAGUUUACCUUCCAUGCAUUAUCCUGCUAAAACACUAGGCCGAAGAGGUGGAACAAGCUUUUUUUUUUU